Molecule: messenger RNA, 1724 nt
Organism: Tachyglossus aculeatus (Australian echidna)
Lineage: Eukaryota; Metazoa; Chordata; Mammalia; Monotremata; Tachyglossidae
Gene: CTSH
Product: cathepsin H
Exons: 12
Coding region: 130-1128 (332 amino acids)
Biological process (GO): immune response
Cellular component (GO): lysosome
Molecular function (GO): cysteine-type endopeptidase activity
Source: RefSeq, a predicted model, not a curated record
UUCCCCGCGGGCCGGGGCCGCUGUCAGUCACAGCACCGACACCUGCCGCCGCCGCCGCCGCAGCCCUCCUCCUCCUCCUCCUCCUCCUCCCCGGCUCCGUCAGUCCGGGUCCGCCCGGGUCCGCCCGCGAUGGCCGCAGCCCUCCUCCUGCUGGCGGGCAUCCUCCUACUCGCCCCCGGCCGAACCACCGCCCCCGCACUCUCGGCCGAAGAGGAGUUUCAUUUCAAGUCAUGGAUGAUGCAGCACAACAAGAAAUAUGGCAUGGAGGAGUAUUAUCAAAGGCUGCAAACUUUUGUCCUCAACAAGAGAAAAAUUGACCAACACAAUGCUGGAAAUCACACCUAUGAGAUGCGACUGAAUCAAUUUUCAGACAUGACCUUCCCUGAAUUUAAAAAAAGAUAUCUCUGGUCCGAACCCCAGAAUUGUUCCGCUACUAAGGGGAACUACUUAAAAGGCACUGGCCCCUACCCAGACUUUGUGGACUGGAGGAAAAAAGGAAAUUUUGUCUCUCCGGUGAAAAACCAGGGCGGAUGUGGCAGUUGCUGGACCUUCUCCACUACUGGCGGACUAGAGUCUGCAGUUGCCAUAGCCACAGGGAAUCUCCUGACUCUGGCGGAGCAGCAGCUGGUGGACUGUGCUCAGAACUUCAACAACCACGGGUGUAACGGGGGACUCCCGAGCCAAGCAUACGAGUAUAUCUUUUACAACAAAGGCAUAAUGGGAGAAGAGAGCUAUCCCUACCAAGCCAAGAAUGGAACCUGCAGGUUUGAGCCAGACAAAGCCAUUGCCUUCGUCAAGGAUGUGAUCAAUAUAACCAUUUAUGAUGAAGAGGCCAUUGUGGAGGCAGUUGCUCAGCACAACCCGGUCAGCAUUGCUUUCGAAGUGACGUCCGAUUUCAUUAGCUACCACAAAGGCAUCUAUUCCAACCCAAAGUGUCAUAAUACGCCAGACAAAGUGAAUCAUGCCGUGCUGGCUGUAGGGUAUGGAGAAGAAAAUGGAAUUCCCUAUUGGAUCAUCAAAAACUCCUGGGGUGAAUCCUGGGGCCUCGAUGGGUAUUUCCUGAUGGAGCGAGGAAAGAACAUGUGCGGACUUGCUGACUGCGCAUCCUACCCGAUCCCCCUGGUCUAGGCCCGAGUGCCACGUCCAGGGGCCGGGCACGGGGAAUUGCCAUGGUGGAAAGCUCUUGGAUGCCAGAAAGGCUGGCCACCCAACACUUGGCCUGGCCCCGAGGGAGACAAGGGCCUCCAGCCUCUUUCUUCCCCUCAGAAAAUCUCACUGAGAGCUAGGAGACACAGGCCAGAUCUCGUUCUUGUUCCUGGACACCCCUACCCCUGCCCUGCCAUCCCAGCAGUCCCCUCAGAACACAGCCAAGGGGAGUCUCUCCACGGAGUCUUUCCCCCUCCUACACCCCCUUACCCAGGCACAGUCCGAACCUCCUAAAGUCAGCCGGCCCUCAGGCUGGUUUUAAGUCACUCAAGGGAAUCAUGCCCCUCUCUUCCUUGUGGAAGGCCUUCUUGUAGCUUAAAUGCCCUUACAUCCUCUCAGGACAAUUUUAUUCCCGAUGCACCAAACUGUUCCCUUUGAAACAAAAACAGGCACUCAUCCUGAAAAUGGGUACGAUGCAGGUUUCUUUUGACAAAGAGUUGAUUAUUUUUCACCUGACCUGAUUGCUACCUCCUAUUUUCAUUGUUGUUCAAUAAAGAGGCUAUUUUCAUAACUGGAAA